Messenger RNA from Trypanosoma conorhini, 1050 nucleotides. Its product is annotated as trans-sialidase. The transcript has a single exon. The record is from RefSeq and is a predicted model, not a curated record. The coding region runs from base 1 to 1050 and encodes 349 amino acids. Lineage: Eukaryota; Euglenozoa; Kinetoplastea; Trypanosomatida; Trypanosomatidae.
AUGCCAACGGACGGGCUGGUUGGGUUCUUGUCGAACAAUGGCAACAACACCCACUGGAAUGACGAGUACCUUGGGGUGGGUGCCACGGUGUCGGGGGAAGCAACGAAGGUUGCCAAUGGCUUUGCGCUGGCAGGGCGUGGUGCAUCGAUUGUGUGGCCGGUGGGCGGAGGAUGGCGGAAUCCCGGGCAGGGUUCUGUGGGCGAGGAGGUGACGCUUGUGGCGACGGUGACCAUCAACAAGGCGCCACAGGGUGCCACCCCACUGCUGGGCGUGGGAAACGCGGGGGCUGGAAUGUAUCUGGGGCUGUGGUACGACGAGCAGAAGCACUGGAGGACGGAGUUCGGGGCAGGAGCGGGAAAUGAUGCUGAAACACUGACGUGGGAGGAGGGGAGGACGUACCGAGUGGUGCUCACGGUGCAGAACGGCACGGGCUCGGCGUACGUCGACGGGCAGCUUGUGGGGAGUUUGGAGGAUAAACCUCCAUCUAUUGAUGUGCUUCUUUCGUCUCCGACUACUCGUGAGCAACUUCAGCGUGAGAAGCCGCCGGAGAGGGUCUCGCACAUCCUCGUUGGGGAAUACAGGUACCGCGAAGAAAAAGCAGAGUUCCACGUGACGGUGACGAACGUCUUGCUGUACAGCCGCUGCUUCCACGCCAGCGAGGUUGUGGCGCUGGAGAGGAAGGAAGAGGGGGAGGUCAGCGUGACGGAAUCGGAGGUGCCUCCCCGCACCGCCGCAUCCGCCGCCAGUGACCCGACGAACUCUGCGCACGGCGUGGCUGCAGCAGCUGGCGGCGUGUCGGAGGAGCCGUCAGGGGCCGCCGGCACUGGCCCCGCGACGACCGACGCGGCUGGGAGUUCGGCGGGGGAUGCGUCGGUGCCGCGCGGUGGUCCGGCGCCGGGCCUCAACAACGCCUCCGUCGCACUCGCAAAGGAGGCUGCGGGCACAGUGCAGAGGGAGGCUGGCGGCGGCGACGGCACUGCGUGUGGGCGUGUGUCUGUGAUGCUCUCGCUGCUUCUGCUUGCGCUGUGGGGCCUCUCCGCGCUGUGCUGA